Molecule: messenger RNA, 4582 nt
Organism: Ylistrum balloti
Lineage: Eukaryota; Metazoa; Mollusca; Bivalvia; Pectinida; Pectinidae
Product: ubiquitin-conjugating enzyme E2 E1-like
Exons: 5
Coding region: 102-758 (218 amino acids)
Biological process (GO): protein polyubiquitination
Cellular component (GO): nucleus
Molecular function (GO): ubiquitin conjugating enzyme activity
Source: RefSeq, a predicted model, not a curated record
CGCACGUUUUGAGACGGAUGAUAGUGGUGUAAUAAUUUUAUUGGAUUUUGCUUAAUUCUGCUCAUUUUCCUGUUCAAGUUUCCUCCAGGAACCGAGAUCACAUGAUGUCGACCGAGAGGGGCACGGUGAACGGGACAGGGGGCCGGGGGAGGGGCAGAAGAUCUCGUGGGGGUACCACCAACAACACACCAGUCGUCAGUGAUGACGGGGCCCAACCCGGCACUAGUUCCUCUGGGUCCAGCCCUUCCGACUCCCAACCGGCUGUCGUCGUUCCCAAACCAACCCCUAAAUCUUCAAAAACAAUGGGCACCAGCUUAAAAAGGAUCCAGAAAGAAUUGGCUGAAAUCACUUUGGACCCUCCUCCGAACUGCAGUGCUGGUCCAAAGGGAGACAACAUGUACGAGUGGGUAUCCACGAUACUCGGACCCCCGGGCUCUGUGUAUGAGGGCGGCGUUUUCUUCCUGGAUAUCCAUUUUGCACCAGACUAUCCAUUUAAACCUCCAAAGGUGAUGUUUCGCACAAGAAUCUAUCAUUGUAACAUCAACAGUCAGGGUGUUAUCUGCUUGGACAUCCUAAAGGACAACUGGAGUCCAGCACUGACCAUCAGUAAAGUUCUUCUCUCCAUCUGCUCUUUAUUGACCGACUGUAACCCUUCCGACCCGCUGGUCGGUAGCAUUGCCACACAGUAUGUCCAGAAUCGGCCAGAACAUGAUCGUGUUGCUCGACUUUGGACGAAGAGAUUCGCUACAGGAUUAUAAGGUCAGCUGUUGAUAGGGUUCAAAUAUAUCUGACCUGUGGUGACUGGAGAUUUCAUUCCCAAAGUCGUUGCGAUUUCAAACAAUGUGGGAGUCGUAAGCUCUUAGAUAUCAAAACUCAUCCAAAGGUCUGAUCAGGAGAGAUAACUCUUCAUCUGAUGUCUCAUGAUAGGUUUUUUUUUUAAACGAAAAAUGAAAAAAAAAAAUGUUUGGAAAGUAUCUUGUGGACAACAGUUCAACAUAGUGAUUCAGGCUGGUAGACACUUGCUGUGCUUCCAUAAAUGCAGAACCUUUAGAUUAAGGAGGGGAAACUAUUUCUCAAAAUAUGGAGGAUUUUGUACAUCAAACAGCUCUCCAACUGAAAAGGAGUAUGAUAUAUAUAUAUAUAUAUAUAUAUAUAUAUAUAUGUAUAAUAUAUAUAUAUAUAUGUAUGUAUUUUUAAGUGAUUUUAAGUUUUUAAAUAUGGUAUUGUAUUAUUUGUGGAUGGCUGUUAAAAACAAUCCACAUAUUGCUGUAGUGGUCUCCCUUAGUUGACGUGAAAAUGAUUUCAUUGGAAGACCUGUGUUUGUUGGACUGUGAUCACCAUCCCAUUUCUAGAGACUUUCUCAAAGACAUGGAAAUUCUGGGAUUUUUCUGCCACAGCUCUAUCAGUAGCACAUCAAAUGAGAGAUGAAAGAUUUACGUCUAAGUAUUGGGAAUUCUACAAGUAGAACUCCCAAAGUUGUGAGAUUUUCAACCUGAUAAAAUAAAUAUUUUCAGGUUACCUAACUUCAGAAAAUGUCAAAAGAAUUCAAACAAAAUAAUUUAAAUGCAAUAUGGUGGAAGUUUUUCUGUUGAGAGAAAAGUGUUUGAAGAGCUGUCCAUUUGACUGUAGAGGGCAGUACAAUGACUGGUGGUGCUUAGGGAGUGGUCUGGUCCAUUCUUUUAAGCAAUGGACUAAAUGUGUGCUAUGAUACUGAAAUAGUGUACAUGUUGAAUGUAACUGCACUUCAGUCAUGUUUUAUAAAGUAAGUACACAUUGGUAGUAGAUUUUUGCAUGUUUGUAUGAUAAAAUUGUACAACAUUGAGAUACAGGUUUGUAUGUACUCGUGUGUGCAUGGUUGCUGGCGACAUCUUCUUGAAUUUCUUUUUCAUACAUUUGAUAAUUAUAUUUUGUACAAAAUUUAUUCAAGAUUCAAAUAUAUAUAUAUUUCAUUUUUAGAUGAGAAAUCUUUAUGAAAUUAAGGAAAGAUGAAAAUGAUUCUUGUCAGAAUUGUGACAUUAGAGACCCAUGAUAUUGAGGAAAAGGGAGAUAACUCUGGGAAUACCAAGUUUGAGAGAUAUCAUUGUGAACUACUAACUAUGGAUAAUAUAUCUUAACUCCCCUCCUACCAGCCACUUACCUUCCCACCUACACCCACCCACCCAGCCGAAUUUCAGCAAAUGUAUGGUACCAGGGAAAAAUAUUUUAUAUUUGAAUAAAUUUGUACAUUUUAUGAAUUAGAUAAUGUGAUGAAGAGACUUAGGUGUAUCCGGUAUGUGAUGAGCUAGAGUAUGAUAUGUUCUUGUGUAUUUUUCUCAAUAUAAGACGUAUCUGUUCAGAGCUUCUGCUAGAGACAUACACCAGGUUUUGUAUAUCAUCUCCAUACAGACAUAUCUGUGAGAAGCUAGAUACAUCCAUUCAUGUCCCUGUGUAUUUGUCUUUAUACAAGACACAUCUUUUGAAGUGUUUACAAAUGGUAUGGAUAGGUUACUUUAAAGUUGUGUAUAUGGGAGUGCUUCUAUUGUCAUGUUGAAAGGUAGACUCAUGAAAUUCAUAUUGUACAUUCUCAAAUUUAUUAAGUUAUGUUGAUGAGCAAAUGAGUGUUAUGUCUGCUGGAUCUGUGAAACCUUGCUAGUCCGGAUAUUGUGGUGACUGAUUUUUCCCUGUUUUUUUUCUUUCCGUUUGUAAUCAUACACAAUUUUUUCUAAAAGAAUUAACUGAAUUAUGAUUAUAAGAAUCAUACUAAGUAUAAUUGGUGCACACUUUUUUAAUUAACCCACGAAAAGGAGUCAUGGGGAGGGGGUUAUAUUAUUUGCUAUGAUGUUUUUUCUUUAUUAGUCAUAGUAAAACUAACAAGUUCUAGAUUCGAUAUUUCUCUAACCCAGACAGAAUAUGGGAAAAUCUACCUCCAUUGAAAUUUCAACAAUGUAUAGAAAAGACAUGCCUAUCUUUCAUGGUUCCUUUUUACAUUUUUUGUUCAGGUUUUCCAUAUCAGGGUAUUUUCUAGAUCUAUUUAUUAUCGCACAUAAGCAGGAGGGACUUUAUUGUAGUCAGGUGUUUGUGGUUGUUUUUUUAUUUAUUGUUUCUUGUUCAUUACUGUUUACAUUGUCACCUCUAACUCCAGAAAAAAAUUGUCUGUAUAGAAGUUCAUUCCAGUACAACAGUAUGAUGUAGUUUUGUAAAAUCAGAUCUGUUACACAUUUUCAUCAUGUUUUGAGUUUUUCAAUUUGAAUGGAAACAUAAAUGAUCACUCAGCUUCUUCAUUUCUCACCAUACAUGUACGUUUUACAAGUCGAGUUUUUGAUACGUGUCGAAGACCAAUUCUCGAUUAAUAACUGUUGACACAGUCUUGAUCAACAUUCACACUUUAAAUCCUUUUUGCCAAACGUUUUUUGUUGUGCUUUUGGAAUAUUGUCAGUGAAAUUAAACAUGACAAUCGUUUUUUGUACAAAACAAAAACAAAACUAGACAUCUGUAUGCACAAAAAAAUAGGAAUAUUUUCAGCUCGCCUUGUCAGCAAUGUCAAAGUCAUUCCAUAAUAUGAAAUAUGUGUUUGACUGAGGACAUUUAUAAUAUAAGGUGUGGAACCUCCUUGGGCUGAAGUGCUGGCCUCAGAAUAAUAGUGGUUCAAAAGGUUUGUGUAUAGAUGAAGGAAUUUUGUCAGAAUUUGGUCUUGUUUUGGAUGCUUAUAAAAGUUUUCCCCCUUACAUUUGAAAUGCAGAUUCUGAAAUAAGGAGAUAUUUACGAUAUACCAGGUAAAUGAUAAUGCAGAUGUAGAUAUAUGUUACAGAUAACCUGCUGUAUGAUUAUUUCAAUACUUAUAAUCUACCAAUUUCCUAUUUUCCGUUAUAUAUUUCAAUUUUUCAGUUACAUUUCAGAACUAUUUUAGUUCAUUGUGUUUACACACAGGAAAAUCACCUUUAUAAAGCACAAAUAUUCAGACAUAAACAAUCCUGAAGUCAUUGAUAUCUUAAUUAAAAAACUCAUUAUUAACCGUCUUGGGAUUGAUUUGUAAUUCUGAUGUUAUCAGAAAUAUAACACAUUUUCUUCAUGUUUUAAGAUACAAACUGGCGAGGUUGUGUAUGAAUUGAAUGAGAACUUGCCUGUUUUGUUAAUGUAUGUUGUAUAUGCAUUUAUGUAAGGGCUGAUGUGUAUGUAAGUGAGUAUAUGUUUUGGACCGUGAAGGAAAGUUAGUAUCGGAUAUGUAUUUACAGUAUUGUGUACAUGAGGAAUUUGAAUGAUAUUUUGAUGUGUGGGAGAGAGAGAGAGAAACAGAGAGCGAGUUUCUUGUGAGAAUAGUUGUCAUCAUCUCCAAUGUUACAUAUUAUGCCAUUCUGUCAUGGUAAAUAUUUUUAAAAUUAUACCAUGACUAGAGUUACUUCCCUUGAAUAAGAUUUAUUUAAUUCUCUAAUUAAACAAUUUCUAAAGAAUUCUUUUGAAUUAGUCAUUGUUGUACAAUUCUGAGAUCCCUUGUUGAUUACAUUAUCUUAAUUUAAUGUUAUUAUUCAAGGGAGAUAACUCUUGUUGCAAGUAUUGUUUAUUAUGAAACUUAUUGAUCAAUGCUAUAUAUAAAUAAAAUGUUAAA